Musa acuminata AAA Group (dessert banana) is the source of this 2701-nucleotide messenger RNA. RefSeq names its product calcium-dependent mitochondrial ATP-magnesium/phosphate carrier protein 3-like. The record is from RefSeq and is a predicted model, not a curated record. Lineage: Eukaryota; Viridiplantae; Streptophyta; Magnoliopsida; Zingiberales; Musaceae. The transcript is spliced from 4 exons. Bases 937 to 2484 code for a protein of 515 amino acids. Gene Ontology annotation, molecular function: calcium ion binding; ATP transmembrane transporter activity. Gene Ontology annotation, biological process: transmembrane transport; ATP transport; ADP transport.
AACAUUCGAGUAGCUUGUCCGAUGCCCUACCCAUCAUCCCGACCCUUGGUGUCUUCGACUUCCAGGGUUCACAUUACCAACGUCGCCAUGCCCUACUGAGCUUGUCAUCUGAUGCAUAUGGAGUGGUACUUACCAAGGCACCCUAACAGGUAAUUCGCGGUGCACCUCAACUCUGCGAGGGAUCCAUGGCUUUCGCCUUAAACUACUUCCAAUAAAUCAGUAUUUGGAACGAAAAGGAUUCACGUUCUACUUCCCAAGUUGGUUGUGUGUUUGUAUAGAGUCAAGAAUGUCGAAUUUUGUUACUCAAUAGCACGGAAAAGGCACAUCAUCGAUCGAAACCCCUAUAAAUGGAGAGGGAGCUACUGCUUCUUUGUAACAAACAAUAGGGAGUAGAGGGCAUCUUCUUCUUGCUCUUCCUCUUUAUUCGAUCCCCCAAUCUAUACCACUCACCUCUUUCUUGUUCUUCUUCUGCCGAACGAUCGACAACUUCUCUCACGUACUCCCAUGGUUUCCCGGUCCUUGAUGGCUCUGUUUCUGUGACUUUGCUGCUCCCCAACCCCAAUCUGUUACUGCUUCCCUCACUUCUCCCGUCAAUUCCUUCACCGAGUUGGAGGGGUUUCCAAUCCAACCUUUCUGCAUUCUUUCGCACGAACAGAAUUGGGGCAUGCGUCUGAUUCAAACAUCUUUCCGUCCGUUUUCAUCAAUUUGUUGCUAAUGCAUCCCGUUGCACAAAUAGAAUUGCGGUAUGUAUUCUGAUUCAGACAUUUUUCCGUCCGUUCAUAUAGUUGUUUGUUGGUUACUUAGCCUCCUCCGCAUCGCCCGAUCUCCUCCGUAAGCCACCCAUCCUCCUCCUCCUCAAAUUGAGUUUCAGGAUGCGCUCCGCCACCGUUAUUGGGAUCAGCCAGACCGAUUGAUCCCGCAAAGCGGUCGCGGCAGAUGUCCGGCGCUACCAAAGCGGUAGAAGAGAGAAUUCUCUUCCCGGCAAAGAUGGAGGAGGCGGCGCCAGCGUCGGAUGGCGAACAGUGGCGACGGCCAGGCGGUUGUAAUCCUGUGAAGAAGCCGGGGCCAGUGUCCAUGGACCACGUCCUCCUGGCCCUGCGCGAGACCAAGGAGGAGAGAGAGGUCCGGAUCCGGAGUCUUUUCAACUUCUUCGAUGCGGCCGGCGUCGGCCAUCUCGACUACGUACAGAUCGAGGCCGGCCUCUCCGCCCUUCGCAUCCCCGCCGAGUACAAGUACGCCAGGGAUCUACUGAAGGUGUGCGAUGCCAACCGAGAUGGCCGUGUUGACUACCAGGAGUUCCGGCGCUACUUGGACGACAAGGAGCUCGAGCUCUACCGCAUCUUCCAGGCCAUUGACGUCGAGCACAAUGGUUGCAUCUUGCCGGAGGAGCUCUGGGACGCACUCAUUAAAGCAGGGAUUGAGAUUGAUGACGAGGAACUUGUCCGUUUUGUGGAGCAUGUGGAUAAGGAUAAUAAUGGGAUAAUAACUUUUGAGGAAUGGAGAGAUUUUCUUCUGCUUUACCCUCAUGAAGCAACAAUUGAAAACAUUUAUCAGUACUGGGAAAAAGUUUGUCUUGUGGAUAUUGGAGAACAGGCAGUUAUUCCAGAAGGGAUAAGUAAACAUGUAAAUGCAAGCAAAUACUUGAUUGCAGGAGGGUUAGCUGGGGCAGCUUCUCGUACAGUUACUGCUCCUCUCGAUCGUCUUAAGGUAGUUUUGCAAGUACGAACAACACAAGCACGCAUUAUGCCGGCAAUAAAAGACAUUUGGAGAGACGGUCGUUUCUUGGGUUUUUUCAGAGGGAAUGGCUUAAAUGUAAUGAAGGUUGCACCAGAAAGUGCAAUAAAAUUUUAUACAUUUGAAAUGCUAAAAGAUUUCAUUGUCACAGCCAAAGGUGAAGAGAAGAGUGAUAUUGGGGCUUCUGGGCGACUGAUUGCUGGUGGUUUAGCAGGUGCAGUGGCACAAACUGCUAUAUAUCCACUUGAUCUUGUGAAAACACGAUUGCAAACUUAUGCCUGUGAAGGUGGUAAGGUUCCCAACCUUGCUACUCUGACAAAAGAUAUCUGGGUUCAUGAAGGACCUCGAGCCUUCUACAAAGGUCUCAUCCCAUCUCUUCUUGGAAUUAUUCCAUAUGCAGGAAUAGAUCUUAGCGCAUAUGAGACCUUGAAAGAUAUGUCUAGAACAUAUAUUCUGAAGGACAGUGAACCGGGUCCACUUGUGCAACUAGGUUGUGGAACUAUCUCAGGAGCUCUUGGAGCAACAUGUGUCUACCCUUUGCAGGUUAUUAGAACAAGAAUGCAAGCCCAGCACACCAAUUCAUCUUCUGCAUAUAAUGGAAUGUGUGAUGUGUUCUGGAAAACCCUUCGAAAUGAAGGUUUUUCGGGAUUCUACAAAGGGAUAAUUCCAAAUCUGCUCAAAGUAGUGCCAUCUGCUGGUAUUACUUAUCUUAUUUAUGAGACCAUGAAAAAGAGUCUAUAUCUUGAUUAGACAACUAUUUGGUUUUGCUUCAUUUCCACCAUAAUUGACAUGACUGACUAUAAAGUACAUGAUGAUGAUGAAGAGGAGAAGAUUACAGAUUUGAGUAGGUGAUAUGAUUGUUUCAAUUGUAUCAUGGUAUUUUUCUUCACAUAUGAAGUGAAGGUUGUCUGAACAACUCUUUUUACACUUCUCUUUGGAGAUAAUAAUAAAUGAGUUAGCUUUUUCA